CGCACACACAGGUUACAUACACUGACGGGCAUACAUGAACGAAUACACGGACACAAGGGCACAAACGCACGCAUUCACGCUGUACACACGGGCGCGCGGCUGUACAUAUACACACGCAUCUAUUGUACGCUCUCAGUGUCACACCGUCCGUGCCAGUCGAGCAACGAUAUCAUCAACAUGGCGAGGCAGCAGCUCCUGACCGCCGUGAUGAUUUUGUGCUGCUGUGGCGGUGGCCUCAUCGUAGCCGCGCUUGAUCUCAACAAACUGUAUGGUCACAUACACGCCAAGAGGAACAUAGGUAAGCAGAAUUUCCAAAAAAAAAAAAAAAAGAUACAUAUAUAUUGUAAAACACAUCUUAUCGCCGUUUCCUUCCAUCGAAAACGGUCAAACGCGUCGAUAAUUUCUCAAACACCUUUUGUUCACUGUUUAACCCAACCUUACCUAACCUAACCUUUAUCCAACUCCACACAAAAUUGUGUUUUUGUCCAUCAGACAUUUUUCCGAUAGCGUUAAAUACCUGUUAUAUUUCUCCCCUCACUAUCUAUAAAAAAAAAUUGUUUGUUUAUUUCGUCCGUUGAAUCAACAGUUUCCUGGCUAAUAAAACCUUCGACGCGAAUCAAACAACGGUUGCAAACAAUACGUUACACGGGUAUAUUACAAUAUAUUUAUAAGGGGUGGUUUUGCACGAUCGGUCUUUCAAAAUAUAGCACGAAUUCCUUUUGGUUUUUGUUUUGUUAUUUCACUGGAUAUUACUGAUAUAUUAUGGUAUAUAUAUCUAUAGUUUUAUAGUUUAGAUGAAUUUGUGUUAUUGUGAUAAUAUGUUGAUAUAAUUUUUGUUUAAUUAAACAGUUAUUAUAACUAUAAUAUGACAAUAUGCGUAAUAAUUAUUAUCGUUACCAGACUUUCACAUACAGUUAUCAUAACUAUAUACUUUACAACAACGUGAAAAAUUCGCGUUUUCAUUUUAGGUUUAAACGGAAUAUUACAAAAAAAUCAAUACAUUUUAAACGUUUGUAAAAUCGGCGUUUUCGAUCGGCUAAACUUUGGUUCACGUACAGUGUAAUAUAUAUAGAUAAAUAGGUAAUAUAAUGUACAUAUAAAUAGUCAAGUUCAUAAGGAAGAAGGGCUUAAGUCAAUUUUAGGUAUAUAAUUUUGUACAUUUUAUGUAAUACAAGCAAAUUAAAUAUUUAAUUUUACUAAAUUACGUAAUGACAAUUGCUAAAUGGCUAAAUUACUGAAUGGUCUAACCAAAAUGCAGGCCUUCCAAAAGGCUUAAGUCGUAGAAUCUCAUAUAAUAUUUGUCAAACAUUAAGUAUAUUAUAGUGACUGAAGAUGUCAGUGGUUACAAUGUGUUAAUACACAAUAUUUCAGAAUAUAUUCUAAUGAAUAUACAUACAUUUAUACGAGUUAUAUCCAAAAAAUAUAAUGAAAAAAAAAUUUACAAUUAUUGACAUUAGUAAUUCUCUUCCUUACGAUGUGUAUCAUACACAUUAGUAGUUGAUCGGGUAUUCAACUCGAUUAUCGUUCAGUUCAGUACGUUCGAAAAUAAGAUUUUGAAAUAUUACGUCGAGAAAACUUUUAUAUUUCGUAUUUACAUUCAACAAUACCGCGUUGGCGGCGCAUUGAAUAUGCAAUUUCGGUACGCUCGUGCGUAGGUUCACGGACAAUGAUCGUAAUCGUGAUACACACGGCACUGUGCAUAAAUAUUCUGUUGACGUAAAUAAAUCGCUAUAACAGUAUGCGUAUGUACCUACCGUAAAUACGUAUUUAUUUAAUAAUAUAUAGUAUAUAUUUACUAAUAUUUUACGAACUAUAUUUAAUUUAAUUAUUAUAAAAUUGCACACGAGAUGAGUGUGUUAAGAAGAAGAUCGCAUGAAAAAAAAAUCCAAUCUUGUUGUAAUAUGUGAAAUUAUUUGAAAAACUCGAAUAUCUAAUCCAUUAUUUAAAAUAAUUACGAAUCCGUAAAAAUAAAGGCCAAAACAGCCAAUUAGCGUGCCACUGUUUUAGAAGAGAAGUUUGAAGAGGGGAUACAUAGAGUAAUUUAGUUUAUAUCUGUAUUCAACGACUAGUAUUAAUAAUAUUGUAUUUUUACUAUGUUGACGAAUGAACAAAUAUUAAAAAAAAAAAUGUGCAGUUUUCCCAUUUAUUAAGAAAACUACAAAGAAAAUCAAACACUGAUUUACUCAGUACAUUAAUAAGAUUUCUAUUAGAAAAGUAAUUUGCAUACAAAAAAAAAAAACCAAUACAGUUUUAGCUUUGUAUAAAAUUUCAACAGUUCGACUAGGAUCAUUUUUUGAUUGAACAAUAAUAACUAUACUUAGUAUAUUGGUAUAAAUAGCAUGUAGAAAUAAAAAUCAAUACAAUUAUUAGUACAAAAUGUAAUCAGCAUACUUUUUUUUAACGAAAUUUGCAUUAACUAAUUAGUUAAAGCACGUUAUAUAGAUUUUUUUAUAUACACAAAUUUCCUCUAUGAGAAACUUUAUUUUUAUACGUUUCCUGUACUAUAACCAACUAAAUGUAUUUAUUUACAUUUACAUAUGAAAAUAAAGUUUUAGUUUGUUUUAGUUGAAAAAAACUGAUCCAUGCGAACUCGCAAAAAUAUAAAAACGUACUUUUAAAAAUAAAAGUUGUCAGGGUUUUCAAAACAAUUGUUUUUACACGGAAUAAAUAUCUUCUAUUCACAGUUCGUAUUUAAAUAUACAUGUACGUAUUUAAACCAUGGUAAUUAGUUUUAUAUUAAUAUAGAGGUACAAUUUUAUAGUAAAAAUGACAAAGUAGCGGUGUUAUAAGACCUGCAAAGUUUUAGAACAAUAUUAUCUAGUUUCCUGAAAUUUAAAUAUUUCAAAUUUGUAAGUCUAGUCUGUUGAAGCGAUGGUUUUGUCAUGUUCGUUAUUAUUUCACUAAUUUACCAUUGGGUACUCAACGAUAAUAUCAUUAACAGCGUCUUCAUAACGUGCAUAAUCCCGUAAAAUUAAAUUUCAAACCACAUUAUAAUCCAGGUAUAAUCAUGUAAUAGUAGGUAGUAGGAAAUUAUUACUAUACCUGCUAUUGCAUGAUAUAAAUAGGUAUUAAUAGGUAAAAUCGAAUGAUUUUCAAUUUAUUUUUAUUGAUAUAAUCAAAUAAUAUUAAUGUAAUUAUUAUUAUAUAACUAAACUAAAACCGUUUUUCAUAUUAAUGAAUUACAUAUAAUAUUAAUUUAGUCAAAACCCGAUAAACUAUUUUGGUUAAGAGUGGGAAUUAUAUUAUUAUAAAAUAUACGUGCUCGGUGUACUCCUAAAUAUACAGAGUGUUAAAAUAAAAACAGUUUAAAAAUUCGGGUACUUAAGCAAGUUCAGGGCCAGUGAUGACUUUUAGACUUUGUAAAAAAAUAUUAUUUCAGUUUAAUUUUAUUAAAUGACGAUGAUGUUGGCACUUUUGAUAUUUUUUGCAAAUACAGGUAAUAAGAAUAUAACGCUAUUGUAUAAUAUGUUUUAAUUCCGCAUAAAAUCAUUUUCAAACGCAAUAUCAUUGAAUUAAAUUUCAAAAUAAUAAUCAUCAUAUAUCUGCACGCAUGCUUGUUUGCCAAAAAUUAAACUGAUUACCCAAAGCGUAAAGUAUAUUAUAGUUACUGCUGCGUUUUAAUUAAUUUUUAUUUGGGUUAUUCUAUUAAAAAUUAUUAAAUUCGAAAUCAUCGAACGUGCGAGUAAUAUUUUUGGAACAAAAAGAAAAAUAAUUAUAUAAAAUAACCAAUUUAUUGUCGGUAUACACCGUUCACUAUAUUAUAAAGACCCUAAAAGUUCAUUAGUUGGGUAUUGUAAACUUUCUAAAUGAGUAACAAAUUCAAAAAGUUUGAACGUUGGUGAACCGCAUUUAAACUAACCAAUUUACUAAAUUUUACCUAAACCUACAAAACACAUCACGGCCAAAAGUUUUCCAUUACAACUUUUAUACCCUUGUCAAGUUUUGGUUUCUUAUUAGUGAAAUUAUUAAUAUUAGACAAAUUAAAUUUGUAUGAUGGACUGUGAUUCCGAUGUCGGGAAUCCUAAUGACAGAUUAUUUAGUGUUAUUGAAUAAUUAAAAUCAUUAAUAUUUGUCAUUAAGAUGGAUAAACGAUUCUGAGUUAAGUUCAGAAUUUAAAUUUAAUAUCGGCUUUUAUUAUUUCAAAUUAAUUCAUAAUAAUUUAUAGAGUAGUAUAUAAUUACAAAAUAAAAAUAUUUUCUUAAUAUAAUAUAAUAUAACAUCAAUUAUUAAUAUCCUCUGAGUACUAUUAAAGUUCCAAAUAUUUAAGCAUAGUUACUGAACAGACAUUUGAAUUAAUAAAUACAGAUUAUCAAUUUCUUAAAUACUUAAAAAUGCAAUUAUACUUUUAUGUAGGUAUACUAUACAGAUAAAAUCACGUAGUAAUUUAUUUUCUAACUUAUAAUUAUAUUAUAGGAUAAACAUAAACAAUAUUUAUUUUUUUUUAUAGUUUUAUAGUUUCUGAAUUAAAAGAAAAAAUUAAAUUAUUACUUCAGAAAUAAUCGUAAAAUAUGUUAUGUUCAGGUAAAGAAUAAUAAUUUUAACAGAACGUGAUUAUAGUAAAAUAUUUAAAAUUAUAAUUUUAUUCUUUAAAGUAUCUAUAAAAUAAUGAUGUUUUUUUUUCUGAUACGAUUGUAUUUUUUAAAGCCAGUGAGAAAUAUUAUCUUCUAGAUAUAAUAAUAUAACAAUUUCAUUUCAAAUAGCGAGUAAAUUAUAAAAAAGUUUAGGUAUUCCCGUGUGACCUGAAGCAUUUUAUGAAAAUGAUUUUUCUUCGGCGCAUUUUGAUGUGAAUAGAAUAAUUCUUUUUUUUAAUCUCAUUAUAAUAUUUAUUUCCGGAAAAUAUAUUACCCGCUGUAUGGUAUAUAAAAUAUCAUAUUACAUAAAUUAUAACCAAGAAUGGAAUUUGAUUCAAAAUAAAUGUACUUUGUAUAAUACGAUAUUAUAUUUAACGCGGUCAAGUAGAGUAUUAAGUGGACGAAUACAAUAAUUUAUCUAAUUACAAUAGUAAAUUAGUAUAGGUAUUUAGUAUACACGUUGACACAAACAAUUAUGUAAGAUUCGUCAGUAAAUAAGAGCCAUUCAUUUUAAUUUAUGAUUAUAAUAAAUAAGCUUUAACGUAAUUUCAACAACUCAAUAUUAUUUUGAAAAUAAAUUGUAGUAUUAUUUUCAUAUUUCUUCACUGAUCAUUUAAACUAAAGAUUUACAUACAACUAGAUGAAACAUUCUAUAACACUGAUAAUAUGUGUCAGUAGUGGCUGGGUGCGACAACACAUCUUGAAAAAAAUAAUUCCUAUCUUGCUGACUGAGAAAUAAACUGAGUAUUUUAAUUGGCUAUCCUCGAGGUACCAGGUUACCAUAUAUCAGUUAUAUCUUUCUCUUAUGCUCUCUUUUGAUCAUACAUUUGGCACAACUAUGCAUUUGAUUACUCAAAAUUAUGUCUUUAAACUUUAAAAUUAUUCAGAGUAGUCAUCAUAUUGUCUAUUUAGUGUAGUUAACAUAUUUUGGCGUUCAUCUUCAAUCUAUAGAUAAUACAUAGUAGAUAUUCUAUAAACCUGGUUUAUUAUAGAUUGAUUAGGUGUUCAUGGAGCCAAAAGAUUAUACAACCAAUUCUCACCAUUCGCAUAACAACAACAAAAAAAAUAAAUAUAUUUAUGGAAACCAAAUGUUAAGUCAAUUUGUUGAUGAAUAGGAUAAAAAAUAUUAUUAUAAUAUUGCUAUUUCCUUUAUUUAUUUGAUAACGCUACUCACUACAUAAAUGGUAUACAUAUAUUUUAUCUGAUAUGUAGUACAUAUGAUUCAGUAAAUUUUGCUGUUCGAGGCGUGAUGGACUGAUCUGAUGUGAGCGGAAGAUAAGAAAACUAACUUUAACGUAUGUUUAGUGCACGACUUUAACCAAAAUAAUUGGGUCUGUUGAUGGUUAAUAUUGUUGUGUUUUUAAUAAUACAUUUUCAUGUAUACGGGAAAAGAUGCAUUUAAUUAGAAUACAAUAUAAUAGCAUUCGUAUUUUCGUAACAAUAUCUGAUUUUUAAAUAUCAUUAUAUUAUGUUUAUGCUCGAGUUCCAGAAGAAUAUAAUUAUUAUAACUAUUGUUCGACUCGCGAACGUUUGCACAUUUGUGAUGUAAAAAAUUAUUUGUAAAUUAAUUUCCUAAUGAAAUCUCGUAUUAUAAACCAUUUUGUAAUAAUAUACACUUAUCAACUAUAAGUUUACCGUGCCAUUGUUUGUGUCUAAAAUAUUAUGGUUUUUAUUUCUGUAAUAAAGUAUUUAUUCAGUUUGACAACCAAACUUUAGCCCGAAAUGAAGCAACCCUAUGCUUAAUUUUUAAAAGAAAUUGGACCAAGACUGAACAUAGGACUUGGCACCACUGGUUGAUUGUAUACCUAUCAUUCAUUAUUCAGCAAUCAUUGAUUUAUUAAUUUAAAAAAAAAUUUAAAUUUAUUUUUUUAUCAAUUUGAAAUUUACUGUGUUUGUUUACACAAUAUAUUUAUCGCUUUUCAGUAUUUCAAUUAUUAUACUCGCAAGGUUAGGUUAGGUUUUUCACUGUAAUUCUGGUAAUAAUGUAGUUAAAUUAAUUUUAUUAAGAACAUAAUAUUUUUAUAACAUUUUUUAUUUCCCGAAAAGGUUUAAAAAAAUGAUGGAACUAAAUGUCUGAUUAUUGCCCCUAAAUUUCUUCAAUUUUAUUUAUAGGUAUACUCUCAUAUUACCAUUUUACGCCGCUAACUCCAUGUGCUGCACGUUUUAGACUACAACUUCGGGAUUAUAUUAUAUCCGUGGAUAAUAUAAUACGGGAACCGAAAUAAUAUUACAAUGUAUAACAAUAUAGUCUUAUCUGUCGUUGUACAGUCAAAUUAUCAUAAUGUAUACAGGCCCGUUUUCGUGCGUAUAUGUUUGCGCCACGUAUACAAGCUGAUAUUAUUAUUAUAUUAUUAUGCGCUCCGUCGGUGGUUGUGCAUUGUUCGGUAUAGCUGUUUAAAAUAAUAUAUAUUUUAUACAUAGGACUUAGGUACCAACAUAGAGAGACGACAUUUUUUGUAAAAUACGCGGACUGUGUAACUAUUAUUGUAGAGAAAAUCGGAAAACAAAAAGGUUAACAAAAAAAAGACGGAAAACUAUAUCAUUAGGUAUACCGCGGGACUAUAAGUAUUAUAUAUUUGUAUGUAUGAAGUAUAAGAGCUCAACGGUCCUUUUUUUUCUUAAAAAAAAAAAAAAAAGCAAAUUCCGAAUGGAACGAAAAUUAUGCGUCGGUAUAUUGGUUUAAUAAAUAUGUUUUUUUCGUCCAUGCCUGUGGUGUCUUUUUACGGUUAUCCUUAGUAAAUUUUAUGGGUGUAAGGGUAAUGGAAACGUUAACGUGUAGAUUUUCUAUCCCAUAUUCAUCUAAUACCUACCACUAUAUUUUAUUUUAGAUUUCAUUAACACAAUUUUCAAUUAAAAUUUACCAAAACGAUUUUUGUUGAUUUGUUAAAUUUUGUUAAAAGAAAUUAAAAAACUUGUUUCAGAAUCGUAUCCAUUUUUAAAAAUUUAUCAUCUUUUUCGAGUUUAUCGGGUUUUAUAAAUAAUAUAAACUAAAUUACUCUACAUGAUUAAAUAGAUCUGAACUUCCCAACUUAUUUAAAAUUGUUUUCUUCGAUUUCUGAAUUUCUUGGUCAUUCGGUAUUUAAAUUUCAAAAUAAAUCUAAAAAUAAUCAAAUAAUAACUUUCUAGAUUAUCACCUACAACAAUGACUUAAAAAUGACGAUACACAGUAUUUUUUACUGUUUUGUUCUUUAAUACAUGAUUUUUUUACUACUUGCAAUUUGCCGUAUAUUGUGAACAAAAUGUAGGUAGUUCGCGUCAAUCCACGAAAGUGUGUGUUAUGAAUUUAGAAGAUAGUUUCUAUUUUAGAGGGCAUCUCACGUUUUAGAUUAAAAGAAAAUAUUACGGUUGCGUGUCAUGUGCACAUGAGUGCAAUACAAAUACUUUUUGAGUUGAGCGAGGAAUGUAUUGGCUUUAAUGUAAUGGGUGUUUUUUUUUUCGUCUGUAAAUAACUUUUCUAUCCGAAAUCAUGCUACAGUAAAAAAAAUGACGAGAGUUUUUUUGUAGUAUUUCGGAUCUAGUUGUUUCAUUCAUGAUGUCGUUUUUUGUUUUCCCAAGCAUUGUUCAUAAAUAACAAUUGGGAAAAUAUGUGUUGGAAAAACGGACAAAUUUAUGGCAAUAAAAACUCCAUUAUUUUCGAUUUUUCAAAUUUAUUUUUCUACUAGAAAUCAUUUUCCGAAUUCCAAAAGUAGCUUCAUUUCUGAAAGAAAAUUUGAUCUUAUUUGCAUGCAAGGAAGUCGGUUUUUGUUUUUCUGUGUAGUUUACUAAAUAAUUUGAAACAAUUUCUUAAAACCUUGGGAAAACAGGAAUGGUUUUAUAAUAUUCGGUUUUUUUUUUUUUUUUUUUGCAAUUCAUUAUAAAUAAUUGUAUAGAAUUGACAUUUUUCAAAAAUACUUAACCAGCCGUAUUACAGUUUAAAAAAAUAUUUGAAUUUUGAGCUAAUUUAUAGUAAUUUAACUAUUUCAAAUUUUUUAGUUUUUAUUUGGUUUUAUGUGGAUAAAAAUAUAAAAUUAUUUGGCCAAGAAAAAAUGCUUAAAAAUUGAAUACAAGGUUUAUUAUAAAAUUUAUUUAGUGGUAAAAAAAAAUUAAAUUGAAUUUUAUGUAACUAGUAGUUUUUUUUUCAUAAGCGUUUUAAAUUCGACUUUUGACGAAAAUCAUAAAAAUUAUGAUAUUUCAAAACAUGGGCACUAUGAAUCGUAUCGUAUAAUCAUCAAUGAUUUAUCGUUUUGUUCUGAUAAAAAUUAAAAUAUUUUAUUUAUCCUAUCUUUUUCAUAAAGAAUACAUAUAUUUAUAUUAUUACUAUCUUAAUUUCUAUUGUUUUAUUUUAUUAUUAUUAUUAUUAUUAUUAUUAUAUACUGUACAUCGAAAGGUUUUGCAGCGGGAAUUUGAUAUCACGAAUGUCAAAAAAUAAAAACUUCCACCUGGCAUCUGUAAGUCCUUUUCCGAAAAAAGCGAUCUUAAAUUCGAUUUAACAUACAAAACACAUUUAUAUAUAGAUACACCUACAUGGAGGUUUCAUAUUUCGACAAAAAUUGAAAACACUAAAAAAAUGUGAUGUUAUAUUGUUGCGUUCAUCACAUAAUUUUCAGUGUGAAAUGAACCAUCAAAAUAUUAUGUUAUUGAAUUACUUUUUUUUUCCAUUUUCGUAAAAUAUGUACCAAAGUACAAAUUUAAUUUUACAAUACUUGAUAAUGCAGAGAUAUUAUUUUUUCUGUCCUGAUAAUAUAUAAAACUAGUAAACUAAUAAAUAAAUACAAAAGUUACUUUGCAAUAAUGAUGGAAUACGUGACGGUGCCUAUCCCUAAGUGAUAGGUAAUUAUAUUUAACCAUAAGCCUACGAACAUUCAUUUACUGCUUACACAUAGGCUAGAUACAAUUUUUUUUUUUAAAAGGUACUACACUUGAAAGAGUAAGAUUUAGAAUUUUUUAGAUUUAAGUAGAAUUUUUGUACACAGUAUAAAAAAAAAACAAAUAAAAUAAACUACUAACAAAUUUUAGUUAAACUUACUAACUAAUAAACUAAAUUAAUAAAAUAAAAAACAAAAUAUUGUAAAACCAAUACAUUCCUUGCCUUACUUUCUACAACCGAUUUUCUGCAUGCAGUUUUAAUUAAUUGGAUCUAUAGGUGACCACACAAUGGCGAACAAAAUAUAAGUUGGAGACUGAUAAUAAUAGUAGAUAGUAAGAGGGUUAGUAAUGGACUAAAAAACCGUAGCAAUAAAGAAAUUUAAAAUUGCUCGUAAAUAUUUAUUUUUUAAGUACCUAAGACAUAAAAUUUAGUUAGUCAUUGUCAAGGGACUUUAUUGAAUUGUUAUGGGUAUAAGGGAAUUGAGAAAAUAAUUUUAAAAGACGAUCUCAUUUAAAUUUAUAUGAACUCUCACUGUAGUCAUUAAAAAAAUUAUUUAUUCUUCAUAAAUAGUUGUACUUAUUUAACUAAAUUCGUGAUAUACAGAGGAAUAUGAGUUGGUAAUACUAAUGAUAGUAUUUCAGUUAAAAAUGAUUGUAAAUUAAUAUUAUAAAUGGGUCGUUAUUUUUUUGGACUCCGAUAAAAACGAAACAUUAUCUAUAUGAUAAAAUAAAUAAAUAUAACAGGUAUUACCAAUUAUACCUACUUAAAAAUAUAACACAGUAAACGAUUUUAAAAUGUGAUAUUUACUGUUUUGUGUGUUGAUUAGUUUUGAUUAGUCGGAGUACUUUAAUAUCGAGCAUUCAUCAACGUUAGCGGCUGGCAGACAAGUUCGAGCUAAUUUGUCAUUUUUGAAGUUCCUUUUAUCGGUGGACGUGUAAUUGUAAUUUUCACUUAUCUGGAUGGUUUUAAUUUUAGUGCUCCCGAAUAGUAACUUUUGCCAUAGAUAUUCGUUCCACGCCCCUACUAUUUACCAUAAAUUAAAUAAGAUUAUAAUGCGAUAAUUCUAUACUCUUUGUUAAUGAGAAAUAUGACCAACGAUUUAAGUAUUUAAUUGUUUAUUGAAGUUCAUCAAUUUGUAUUAUAGCUUUGAUUUUUACGCAGACAAAUGGGGCGGUGUUUUAUAUAAACAAAAUUAUUCACUAAGCGUGCUUAACCUGUUUUUUGGUUAAAAUUUUCAUACAUUCAAGUUCUGAUUUUUAAAAUUUUUAAGUGUAAUUAUAGCCAAUUUUUUCAAAUAAUUCGAUUUUUCACAAUACUGAAGGAGUAUCUUGUGAAGAAAUCAAUUUUGGUUUUUCAAAUAAUAUCCUAUUCAAAAAAAAUCCAAGAAUAAAAUAUGGAUUAUUUGUUUAUAUAAAUGUUGAUGUUAAAAUGUUUUAAUUUCCACCAACCCGUCGACGAGAUAUUCCACUUUUAAUAUUAAAUAGGGGGAGCGUUAUGGAGCACUAAUAAAACUCAAAUAAAUUCAAAAAUCAAAAUUUGAAUAUAUAUGCUAAAUUUAACCAAAAAAAUGGGAUGAGCACGCUUAUUGAAUCACGCUAUAUUUAAAGAUAUUUUUUUGUAUCUGUUAAAAACUUUUCUACUAGAAAUCUUGUUUCAAUCAAAAAAUAAUAAAGUUUUUUAUUUGAUUCAAUUUGUAUGUAAGUAAUUCAUUUUUUGGUUUUCCAACUAAUUUUUAUAAUAAUAAUUGGUAAAAACUCAUAAAAUACGAAAAGAAAAAGAAAAAGCACAAAUUUUCGGCGUUACUAGUAGUUGGUCAAAACCGGAAAAAAAAACAAGGAAAACGGGACAGUUAACGGAAAUAACGGUUUCAUUAUUUUUAAUUUUUUGUUAUUAAUCAGUUGAAAAUAUUCGUUGAGGCCUGCAAUUUUCGUAGAAUACUUAAAUUGAUAAUACUAAUACGUAUACAUUUUAAAAACAUUCUGACACUUAUGAUUUAUGAACCUAUUUGUAGGCAUUUCGCAUUUUUGAGUUUUUGAGUUAUAAAUUGAUUUAGUACUAUGUGGAUAAAAUUAUUUAACCAAUUAGAAAUGCUUGAAAUUUAACACGAGGUUUAUUAUAAAUUGUAAUUAGUGGUAUAAAAAGAAAUUUAUCGUAAUAUAAUAGUUUUUUUUACAAGUGUAUAGAAAAAAAUGUUUUAUUUAUUAUGUUUUCAGGUGAGUUGGUAUAUUAUAAUUUAAUAUCGAUCAGUAAGUUUAGUAAAUUAGACGUUAGUUUCGCUUUUCGAAAAUAGGUAAAUAAAACCUAUCCACUUAAAAUAUAUUAUCAUGAUUAUUAAUUUGUAAAUUCAAUUCAAAUAUAAACUAACUACUAUAUGUAUUACUUAUAAUAAUAAUAAUAAUAACAUAAUAGUUUUUUUUUUAUUACUAUUUUGCAUUAACUCUUCUCGAAUAUUAUUCUGCAAAGUAUUCAAUAAUCAAACAGUUUAAAAUAAUAUAAAGAUAUAAACAAACAGUAUCCAUAGCGAUACUUACAAAACCAAACAGUCCUUUCUGUCAAAGAUGUCCAUUAAAAAUCGGUUUCUUUGAAUAAUUUAACGUUGACAUGCGUGUAAUUCAAUCAACUAGCUACACGGUUUAUAGUCUUCUUAUUGUAAUAUUUACACAAAUGUUAUAUAAUAUAACAAUAAUAACACAUUCGCCUUUAUAAUCAUGAACCAACAUAUCAUAUUCACACGCCUCUGUAGAACGUAGGAUAUUCUGGUUCAAUGUAUAAUUUAUGCAUAAUUCAAGACAUUUUAAUAAUAUAUAUACAUAUGGAAAAAAUACAGUUUGACAUAAGUUACAAAUACAACACUAUUAUGUUAGGUACCUAUAUGAUAAUAAUUAUUAUGCUGCAAUAUAACCAACUAAAACAAAAAUGUCUAGAUAAUAUUUCAUAUUUGUACACAUUUUUUAACGGGUACGCUAUUUUCGUUUGGUUUAGAAAAUACUUAUGGCAAUACUAAAAAUUAAAAAUGUGUGAUAAAAUGGACGGUGGCUAAUCAACACCAUUUUUCAUAUAAAAACGGGUGAGAUAUAUUCUUUUACGGAAAAAGUCAUACUUUUUGUUUAAUGCUCUUAAAUCAUAAAACAAAAACCCGUUAAAAAAACAAGAUCGAUUUGAAUUAUGAACUAGGUACGUAAAACAUAUUUUAACCGUUUAGAUCUAAAACAUUUGAUUUAGUAUGUUUCUUUAAAUAAAAUAAUAUAAGUAGUGGAAUAGUAGUUUAUUGCAUAAUACCUAGGUAGCUAUUUCCAACUAAUUAUACAAUAUUAACAAUAAACAAAUACUCAACAAUGUCAAACUAUUAAUAAUACGAAAAAAAAAUAAAUACACUCUGUUAUUUUAGUUCAAUAAUUUUUUUUUUUAGUGUUUCAUUUUACAUUUCAAUAAACGCAAUAGCUAUUUACCCCCUACAAAUAGUUUGAAAUACUAGUAAAAAAAAAAAAUCACUCAAAAAAUUGUUUUAAUUCGUUAUCACCUUCAAAAUAUGCAAAAUAGCUGGAUUUUGAUUAUUUUAUUUAAUUGAUGGUUCCUGAACAAUGAUUUAGAAGAUAUUGACAUAAAUAAUGAAAUCAUAACCCAUUUUUUAAUGCCUAACAAAUUAUAACUUGUCAAGUUGUAAAAAAUAUACAAAUAUAAUUUGUAGUGAAAUUAAAAACUGUUUUUUUGUUUAAUUAUGUGUAUAGACAAAAUCGUUAAUUUUUACAUAGUACCCUUAAAGUUUGGUCGGACUAUAAAAAUUCCGUUUGAAAAUUAAUCCUCACUAACAGAAUUUGUAUUUAACUAUAUGAUAUAAUUAUAAGUUGUUAUUAAUUUAUUAAAUAUUCAAUAACAUAACAGUGAUUGAAGUGUUAUUAAUAUCAAUCACCUUGGUGUAUUACGUUUACUUAAUUGCAUUUUUAUUUUAUUAGAAUUAAAAGAUUUAAUUUGAAUGUUGCUUUUAAAAUGUUAAGAAAUUAGGUACCUAUAUGUAGUUUAAUUAAUUUACAUUUCGAUAUUAUGUAAACAAAUAUAGUUAAUUGAAAAACGAACAAAUACAAAUAUGUAGUAUUACAAUUUGGUAAUGACUUGUUACUCUUAUAAUGUUUUUUUAACUAAUACACAAUCAGGAGAGUUUAAAAAUCGUAUCGAUUUUGUUUUGUAAAAUCGAAAAAAAAGAACUGUGUUCUCAAUAAAAAUAAUAAUAAUAUCGUUAGUUUACAAUACCUAAGUCAAUAAGUAUUGAAACCAUAUGACUACACGUUAUCAAUAAAAUACUAUUUAAAUGAAUCAUAAAUAUUCAAUGGAAAUUUAUCAGAAAGUAAUAUAAAAAACAUUUUAUUUCUCCAUAGUAUAUAUUAAUAAAUAGUUUGUAAAGAGUAAGAUAAAAAAAAUAAAAAAAAAAAAAUAAAUACUUAUUGUUGUCAUAUUUUUUAUUGAUGUGUUUUUAUUAUUGACUAAUCGCCGAAAGAAUAUUAUUAUGCUAAUUCUGAUUCAAGUUUUUAGUCAGAAAUUUAUUUGAUUACGAUUAAGAUUUUUGUAUGUUUUAUUGGCGUACCCCAACGUCAUAUAUUAGGCUGAAUAAUAUUAUUUGUAUAUAAUAAUACACACAAACAACGACUCGUAUACGCACUAAUAUGCAUAUCAUUAUGUUCAUUGCAUUAAUGCAAAUAUAAUAAACAUUAAAUAAUUAAAAUAAUUUAAUAAUAUAAUAAUAUAAUAAUAACAUAUAGGUUAGGAUAUACCAACGCUCAGCAAUGUAUAAUAGCUGUAAAAUAAUAAUUAAACUUACCAUUUAAAAUAAUAAAUAAUAAUUGAAAUGCGCUAUUUUUUUUUUCAGAAAUUGUAUACAUAUAUACAUUUAUACUUUCAAUAAAUAGUUAUAUCAAAAUUUGACCUAUUAUUAAAUCAGUUUAUUAAUCUAGGUACUGAAAAUUAUCAUUUCGAUAUUUCAAUGUACUUCCAAAUAGGUAGGUAUAUUAAAUUGCGGAGAAUGUGUACGAGAAAAUGUAACACGUAGAACUCGAAAAGCUAAGUUCAAGGAGCGAAAAACUUAAAAUGAAAUUCGUAGGUAUCUACCUACGCGUUACCUAAACAAAUAAAAUACCGACAAUCAAAAAAUGAGAGGUUCGAUUUGGAGAAUUCAACUCGAAGGUCUCUGAUUGUUUUACUUUCUGUCAAAUAUAGUUUAUGUCUAAUGUUGUAAUAGUACUAUACAAAGUAUUCGAUUCGAUAUUUCGAUAUGGCAUAUUAGAUGUAUUAUUAAGUUUCCAACUUGGAAACAAUAGGUAUGGACUUACAUUUUCCGAAAUUUGCAAAACAUAACACCUAUUUUGAGAAAGCCUAUUACCAAUCGAAUGAAUUCAUUAAUUUUAUUAAGAAAACAAAUGUUUUUAGGCAAAAUGCAUACAUUAUAUUAUCGGUGUACUAGAGGUAAAAAUUAAAGCUCUUGAAAAUUAUUAAUGACACAACAGAUCUACUGUAAAAUUUUAUUUUACUAGUAUACAAUAUUUGUAAUAUUUUGUGCAUUAUAAUACGAGGCAAUUAUAAAUCCAUUCAGAAAACAUGGGUUGUUUGUUGAAUGAAUUAAGUAGAAAACCAUUUUAUAUAUAUUUUUUUUUUUUUUGGAAACGUAUUUCCCAUAUACUGCAAUAGUGGUCAUAUUAAGCUCAAACCUCAAAACUAUUUUUCGGGAUUUUAUGCAAGCUACUUAAAUUCUUUUUAGACCUACUUAUUAAUUGAGGAACAAGCAAACCAAAACAAAUAUCUAUACUAGUUUCAUAGUUCGGGAACUAAAAAUACAUAAGAACCAAACAGAUUUAAAAGAAAAUAGAUUAUUCUUCGUGAGCAGUAUCAGACCAGACAAAUGAAGGACAUGUAGGGUAAUUUAAUUUAUAUCUUUACGCAACGUUUAACCAUUGUCAAUUUGAUAACGAAAGACAAUUCUGAUAACAAAUUUCAGUUACACAUGUUUUAAUAAACUUAAAUUAAAAAUUUAAUAAUUUAAAAUUAAAAACUAACCGCGUUUUCAAAUAUCAAAUAGCUGAGCAUUUUUAUGAAAUCAAGAAUGUUUUAUGCACAUAAAUCAAAAAAUUGUCAAGGUUUUUCUCAGUUAUUGACAAAAUUACAACGAAAACCGAAAUUAACUCAUCUCCCAGAUGGACCAACAAUCAAAAUUUUCAAUUAGAAACCCCUGAAAUUGAUAAUCGGAACCAGAUUUCUGGUAAGAAAGUUGUUUAUAGACACCGAAUAUAAAUAACAUUAUUUAUAUUUUCAGUAAAUUAAAUAUAAAAUAAAAACUAUAGUCUAUUGACAGGGGAUCACGUGCCUCUGUGCCCCCCUUGGAUCCGCCAAUUACCUGCUUUGUAUAUAAGUGAAGAUUUAUUGAUAAUUCAUUGAGUGUCUAAAUUGUAAAACACAAAUUUCUAUAUUAUUAGGAAUAAUAUGAAAUACUUUUACAGGUUUAUUGAUGUCCCGUCAAUAUUGCGUUAAAAUUCUAUAAUAAAAUAGAAACAUAAAAUAGUGACGUGGGGGUAUCGAUUUCAUUUAUUAACAACAAAAUAGUAAAACAAUAUGAUGUACCUUUAUUGUCUUUUCUUUUUUACACAAUACUAUAUUUAUAGUGAGUGAAUACAGCUGAUAAUUAUUCUGACAUUUUGUAUAGUAGAUAUCCUAGCUGAAAAAAAAUUUAUCUUUUUCAAAACAUCAUAAAAUCAAAUCGUUUUUUAAUUAGAAAUGCAUCGCGCAUUCGUACUUAACAUAUUUUUUUUUCAAUAAAAUAUAUUUUUAAAUUUUUUGUAUACUUGAAAAUGUUAUUAUUUUCACGAUCGCAUCUCUAAACAUUUAUUAUCAUUUCACAUUAUAAGUAUCUACUUAUCUUGAGUAAUAUUUGUAUUAUGACGUUUCAAUUUUAUAUUUAUUUAUUGAUAACAUAAGUAUAUUAUUAUUAAAUAUUACAAUAUUAUAUUUUUAGUAUAGGUGAGUAUAUCUAUAAUAUUUGGUAAAUACCUGGCACAUAUUACAAUUUUAAAAAUAAUUAAUUGAAUACUAUACCUAAGUCAAUGCUUAGGCAAACAAAUUCAAAUUUUAACUGUUUGCUCAAAAUUCCUAAAAAAAUUAAUCAAUAAUUAUACGUUAAAUAUUAAAAUAAUAUACAUAAAUUAUUAACCUAAACAAAUCAGUUAAAACAAUUUUGUAUAGGUAGGUAGAUUAUAUUUAGGUAUGAGUUAACGAUAAGGAAAAAUGAUUUCAAAAAUUCCAUCUUUUAAGAAAUUUAUUUUUACUACAUCUCAUAGUCAAGGGCGUCUUUCUUCAAAAAUCUAGGAAGGAGACAAUUUAUUAAAUUUAAUAUUGUUUUUUUUUUUUUAAAACGUUUUUCUUAAAAUGGUAACUUAUAAGUUCAUAAAUAAAUAAUGUAGGUAUGAAAAGGCCAGAGGACAAGUUUCUUUUGCUGCCCCUCUCCCAAUGGACGCCCAUGCCAUAGAAAAAGCAUAGAACGUGUAUAGGUUGUUUGGUGGAAAACGGACAAGUGCAAUAACUUUUUUUGGUUUAAUAUUUUUAAAUUAUCUUUUUUUGUAAAAAUGAUUUGCGUUACGAUUCUUAUAUUUUUAAAACUAAAAAAAAAAAAUUAAAUUUUGUUUUACAAAAUCCAAGUUUUGUAUUAAUCAUAUUGAUCAUAUUUGAUAUUAUUUAUUUAUUUAUUAUUAUUUAGAAGGAACAAUGAAAACAUUUUAAUUUCAGUUUAUUGGAUAGAACAAAAAGCAUAACCUGAAAUAACUUUGUAUACUAAAUAUUUUAACAUAAACAAAAAUAUAAUAGCAUACGGUAAUACUUUUAAUAUUUAUUAUUUUAUUAAUCUUUGUUUAUACCUAUAAUAUAAAACAAAGAACAUUUAUCUUCUUAAAAUAAUAUGUGUAAAACCGGGAGUUUCAGGUUAUACACUUCAUAAAGUGCUAUAAUAUUAAGAUAAACAACUCAUAAAUUGUAUUUAUUAUUAAUAUGUUCAUACUAUUUUUUGUAACAUAGUACAAAAACUUAAUGAUCUAAUGAACCGAGGUUUUGUAAUUUUAAUAAAAUUAUAAAUAAAUAUAUAAUAUAUGUAUGCGGUAUACCUAUGUAUGUAUAUACUUAAGUAAGUACACGGUGUAUCUUUUAUAAUAUAUUGUUUACUUACAAUACAAUAUUAUCUAUAUAGGUACAUUGGUAAUCACAGGGUACAUAUUAUAUUGUAUAUUAUUUAUGUAAUAUAAAUAUACAUUAAUUGCAUAUUAAAAAUGUAAUACAUAUAUAUAUAUAUUCUACAUGAUAUUGUUAUAAUAAAUCUAUGUAUUACGAUGUGCUUAAACUUUAAAAAACGAUGAAAGAAAUUUAAUGAAUAAAGUAUUAAUUCUAUGUACCUACAUUAUAUAACAAAAACUUUAACUCGUUGGUGUAUAAAAGCGUUAUUUUUUAAUUUUUUUGUGUAAUUUUCUUAAUAAUUCGUAAAAAUUAAAGAAAAAUGUGAACAUUUAUGGCAUAUAAUGGAUUCAUUAUUUUCGGUUUUGUUUUUGUUGUAAUUUAGUUUAAAAUAAUUAUAAAACUUGGAAUUUUCAUAGAACACUUUCAUUAAACAUUUCUAGACGUUGUACAAUUUUAAAGACAUAAUAUAUCAAUAAAUAUUUUCGAGUUUUAGUUUUUUUUCCGUUUUGUGUGGUUAGAACUGUUUGAUCAAAUUGCAAUUCUUCAGAAUUUAUCAGUAGGUUCAUUAUAAGUUAUAUUAAGUGGUCAAAAAAAAGUCAAGUGUAACAUAAUAGUUAUUUUUAUACACGUUUUUAAUUCAAAUUUUGAUGAAAAUUGAAAAGUUUACCAGAACUUCGCUCAGAACCGCAUUUCGUUAAUCAUCAGCAAUAAUUUAUCUUUACACACAGGUAUAAAUUAAAUAACUCUAUGUAUCUUACCUUCCAAACUUUCCGCUUACAACAAUGGUAUUCCCAUAAACAAUAUCAUCCCUUUCUUUGUAAUAGUAGUUAUAAGAAACUGAAUGUUGGUUAUUGAUUUUUAUUUUUAUUUUUAUUUUUAUUGAAGGUUAUAUAUUUUUCAAUUUUGGUUUUUCUGUUAUCAUAUAGUUGAAGGUCUUGUGUUUAUACCAAGUUUUUUUUCAAGUAUUUUUCUUGAAACUCCUUUUCUUAACUUGAGUGCAGUUCGACUACUACUUGUUUUUUUUUUAUCCCGGUGGAAUUCAGAUAAAAUUUUUUUUUUAGCUGAGUACAAUUCGAUGUAAUAUAAACGCAACUUAACCCCUUUAAAAAUUAUGAUUUAUUAAAAAAUUAAAAUACACCAAGAUGCUAUGAAAAAUAUAUUUUGGUAUAGAAUAAUGAGUUUAUAGCAUUUUUUGGCGUUUAAAUAUUAACUGUUAAAUUAUGUCUUUGGUCUCAAAGAAAAUGGACUUAAGUUAAUUUUAUAUAACUUUCAAUACAAGAAAAUUACUAAGUGACUAAACUACUAAAUGGCCUAACCAUUACAUAGCCACCAAAUAAAAGUAGCUAUUUUCAACAGUUGUACGGCAGUCUUCCGACAGAAUGAUUCCGUGAAGAUUCGCCGGAGCGUUAAACUUGUGAUGUUCCCGUGGGAAACCAAACGGAAUAAUGCUUCGUGUAAUAAUAUUAACUGGCGUAGUGACGAAACCCCGUAGAACAUCAUAGUGUGAUGUUUUUUAUUAUUAUAGCGGUGGAUAAAAACUGCUACCGGAUUAUUUGUAUAGAUGGAAACGCGUGAAACGUAAAUAAAUAAUAUUAUUAUCACAUGGUCGGGUGUUGUUUUACAAUAAUAUAAAAUAAUAAGGCAGACUCGUCGGUAAAAAUUUUACUCGAGUUAGGUAGAAGUUUUAUCACAGAACCUCGACACACCUGCAAGCGAUUCACGCAUUCCACCACGUUGUAUGAGUUAAACCGAUAAACUCAUAAUAUAACUCAGUAGUCGACAGUGGUCAAAGUGGAAAAAACUUUGAAGGCAGAAUAUAUUUACAAAAAAAAGAUAGGAUGUCUUUGAUAACUUAGUUUAACCACACAUUUAGGAAAAAAAUCACGGAGGCAAGAAUUUCAUUGUUUUUGUCCCAUAUACAUAUUAAGUUCUGUACAAUUUUAAGCUAACAAUUUGCUCCCUCUUCCCAAAGAAUGUUGCCCUACAUAUUACGAGUAUAUGUGUGCUUAGUAAAAAUAAAUUAAAACAGAGAAUUUGAUUAUCAUUUAUUAUGUAUAAUACAAAAAUAGGUAUUAAAAAAUGUAUUUUUUGUAGAAUUAAUUUGAGUUUAUAAAAUUGCAUUAAAAAAACCUCAAUGACCAUAACUAAUAUGUCCCCCACUCAGGUUUCAAAGACUUAAACUAAAGGGGAUAGACGAUAUUACCUUAAAGAAGGCAUCUUUUCACCCUCUACCUUUAACUACUGAUAGUCGACAAUUUAAAGCUAUAUUAUUAUUAAAUUGGUAUAUAAAGUCACAAAGAGCAUAUUUCUGAAUUUUUGCAUAGAUUAAAGAAAAUGUAUGAUAUACAUGUAUGGGUAUUGGGUAUAGCAUUUGUUUCGAUAUAAAUGGCGACUUGGAAGAUAAUAUAUUUUUAUUGGAAAUAGUUUAACAUGGCGUACAGAUAUAAAAAAAAAAAAAAUACAAUAUAUAUACUUUUUUUAAAUUUUCCUUCUAAAACAGUGACAGUCCUAUCAGUAGUAUUAGUCUUUUUUUUUAAUUUUUCCAAAAGUCCAAAUUAUAUACCAGUGGAAGUAUGAAAAAGAGAAUUAAGCAUAAGCUGUUGAAAAGAUUUGUUUAAUAAACUACUAUGCAAGUAGAGAAAUAAUUGUUUAUGGUAUUUAUUUUUAAAAGCAAAAAGGAUACACAAACAUUUGGAAAUUAUACAGGAAUCAAAUUGAGUUAUAGUAUGAAAAUUGUCAAAAAGGUUAUUGAAAAGAAAAUUAGAAGUGAGACAUCAAUAUCAUCAAUAUCUAUGAACCAGUUUAGUUUUAUGCUAGAGAAAUAGACAAUGGAGCCGAUUUUUUGUAUGAGAUAGAUUGUAAAAAAGUAUAGAGAUAAGAAGAAUAACUUAUGUAUGGCUUUUAUAAAUUUAGAGAAAGCAUACAUUUAAGUUUGUAUGAAGGCGAAAUCAAUUUCUUAACUGUUUUAAAGAACAGAUUCCGAAAAAUGUUAAUAUUUUCCGAGAUAAUGAGUGUUUAACGAUAAAAGAAUCAAUUGAAAUAUAUUAUAUUAUGCUCCGAGUAAGGGGCAAGGAACGUUUUAGGAGGUCCAUAAGGUGAUUCAUUGACAACGGGCGCCACAUUUCAAGAGUGCAUAAUAAUCUUUUAAUACAUAGUAAAAUAAUAUUUUUUUUUUUUUUAAAUACCAACCCUAUUCAACAAUUUACAUUUGCUUAUUAAGGCCUAAAAUAAUGUAUUUAAGAGCCCAACGUGUUCACUGUACAGUAUAAAAUUUAAAAUGUGCACCUCGAAAUUCCUAUGUGUUGUAUAAAAAAAGUGUUCUUAUGAAAGAGUACAAAGAAUGUAAAUACGAGGUACUAUACUAUGGUACUAUGCAGUUAUAUUAUCCAAUUUCAAUUGCAUAUAUUAAUCAAAAUAUUAUUUUAUAGAAAAUCAUAAUCUUUUUUUACUUUAUAGGAGAACCGUGUCACCCUUAUGAGCCAUUCAAAUGCCCUGGAAACGGUGCUUGUAUUUCUAUUCAAUAUUUAUGUGAUGGAGCUCCUGAUUGUCCAGACGGUUAUGACGAAGAUGCCAGGCUUUGUACUGCAGGUUUGUAAUAUAUACAUUGGCGUUUUUAUUUUGGAAAAUAUUAUAUUAAUCAUGCAAAUGUCAUUACAACAAUCUUUAUAGUUCAAGUAGUGAGUGUAAAAAUGUAACUUCUUAUUUACUCGACUAGUUAUAAAACUACAUAAUUAUUUAGAAAAUAAUAUCUAUUUUCUUUUUAGAAUCGUUGUUAAUUAACUUAAUUUGUUGAAUUUAUAAAAUUAAAAUCCGUAUAUUUGCUUGAAGCUGUUUGUAUUAUUAUAUUUUUACGAAUAAAAUAUAACCUACUUAAUAUGAAAAAUAAACACCAAUGGUAAAACAAACAACAAAAAGGAAAAACAAAUAAUCUCGAAGUAAAACUAACAUUAUAGUAUUACGUUGUGUUGAGUUAAAAAGUUAAAUAUCCGCUAACAUUGACUCAAAAAAAUGAAAUGAAUUUAUGUUUUUUGUUAAUUUUCGAUUUUUUUUUUUUUAAAUCUUUUCUAUUCUUUAAAAUAUUUUAUAUUAUAAAAAAAAAAAAAUAGAAAAACCCUUUAUUAUCAAUCACAUAUAUAAUAUAUAGUAGAUAAAAAAAAAAUAUAAUUAGCUAUACUGAAAAUUUACAUUUAUAAAUUCGUAUUAUUAGGAUGAACUCAACUGAAGUACUUUUUGAAAAAUUACAUUUUUUAUUUAUUCAUGAGCCUUGACUAAAAAUGACACCGUUAUCGUGACUUUAAUGAAUAUUUAUAACCGAAUACAGAAAGAUAAUUAUGAUCAUAAUGAAUAUUUAAAUAUUGUUAUUAGCAUAAUAUUAUAUAAUAUAAACGUGAUUAAAAUAAUAAUAAAAUAGGUAUAGACAUUGAUCACUGAUAUGGAAUGCUAGAGUAUUCAGAAGGAAGAUUUGAUGAUCCCUCGUUAACGUAACUGCUCGUACCACUCGUUCAUCUAUGAUGAUAUUGGGGUACCACUAUCGCUAUUUGCUGCAUCCUAAAUACUCUAUAAUCGUAUAAUGAUAGCGUUUAAGGAUGGUCGCCAAAUAUUAGCAAUGCAUGAGUUGCCUGCUUGAAUAUUAUAAUAUAACCAAUGAUAUAAGUCCCUACAAAAAACGAUGAAAAAAUCGGUUUAACUUUGGAUUUGGAUCGGGAAUCACGAUUAUUACAGCAGUUGUAUUAUUCCUAUAAACGAUGUUUGCGCAUUUGGCAGGCAAUUUAAGUCUUUCCAAUGUAUGUGUGUAUGUGUAUACAUGUGCGUGUGUGUGCAUGUAUCGUUUCUGGGCCAAACAUAACGUUAAUAUUAUAAUCUGACAUUCAUCAGACUUAACCAGAACAAAAAUACAUUAAUUGCUACGCUUAGAAUACAUAUAAAAAUAAAGUCUAAAAUCAAUAACAAUAAGGCAAUCAGAAAUAAAACGAGACCGCUAAUCAAGAAAUAAAAUAUGUCCAUACACUUAUUACACUAUAAUAUGUUUACUUCGAUUUCCAUCACAUAUAUAAUAUGCGUAUGAACAAAUUAAUAGAUUUUUUGCAGGUAUCAAAUUAUAUAAUAUGUUAUGAAUAAAUAAUAAUAUAUUAUAAUAUAAUCUAUAUCUAAAUGUUUUUGCUAUAAAUAUAGUACAGAGAAAAUAUUAACUGUUGGUAUACCUAAUUAAUUAAUUAUCAUUCUAGUAAAGUACAAAGAAGUACUACCUACUUACAUAGAACAUUUUUUUAUUAAAAUUUUAUUAAAAAGCUUAGGUAUUAUAUACGGAAAAAAAGACAUAAUUGUAUAAAUAAUUCUAUUAUUUAUAUCUAUGUUGUUAGAUUACGUGCCGAAUAAAAAUUAAAUUAAGUACUUAUUCCAACGAUUACAAACUCUUAUAAAUGUAUAACUAUACACUUAGUCAUAACAUUGUAGUAUUUCCUCAGUACCUACCUAUACAACAUACAGAGUGAUCCAUUUAUCAUAAACUAGUGAUUUCUUCGGAAGUUUUAAAUGAAUUUGAUUUAUGGUUUUUUUUCCAAUCGAUGAAUCGAUUAAGUUUUAUCUUAAUACUACUUAAAAUAAAUUUUCACCUCACACCUUAUACCAUAAAUAAUAAUGUAUUUAUGAUUUUGAAAUAAGAACCUCCCCUUCCUUUUAAACGUAAUAAAGAAUUCGAACAAAGGUUAUACGGAGAAGAAUCUAUAUUUAAAAAUGGAGGUAUUUUAUUUGAAAACAAAGUGUAUACUCAUGAUAUAAAGGGUAAGAUUAAUAAAUUUAAAAUAGUGUUAAAACUGACAACUUCAGAGGAUUGGAAACGGGUUUUCAAAUUGUCUCCAAUUUUGUAAAAUUCGAAAACUAUUUUUUAUAUUAAAAUAAUAAUAUUAUUAGAUCAAUGUAUUUUCUUUUAAGUUUAGAAGCAUCGUGUAUGUUUUCAUUUGGCAUAAAUAGUAAUAAACUAAUAACUAAUAAUAAAUAGACCCCAUUUUAAUUUAAAUCGCAUGCAAACGAAACUAUUAAUUAAUAUUAUAUUCAAACAAUUAUUUUAAAAUUGAAAUACAUUUAGAUUGAAAAACUAGUAUAUUAUCAGUGGUGCAGCUAGCGGGCAAGCUUGUAAGCCCUGGCCUACUCACUUUUUUCUGAAAAAUAACACAAUUGUAAAAUCAUAAAUGUAUAUUGGUAAUUUUUUUAUUGAAACAUUUAUAUUACUUUAUAUAGCCUAACCAGAAAAAUAUUUCUAGCUACGGCUUCUGUAUAUUUUAGAAAAUUAAUAUCAUUAUUUUUCUAUUCUCGUAUCAUAAUAGCUAAACGACCACCGGUUGAAGAAACAGCGAGCUUUUUACAAUCAUUGUUGGCCAGUCACGGACCGAACUAUUUAGAGAAACUAUUCGGUAACAAAGCUAGAGACGCAUUGGAACCGUUGGGAGGCGUCGAAAAAGUCGCAAUUACACUUUCUGGUUUGUAUUCGUAUAAAUAUUUAUACCUACUUCAUAUUUUGUAAUAUACAUAGAAUUUAAUAAAUAAAAUACAGGAAUCGCUAAAUACAAAAAGAGCACAUGUUUAAAUUUUAAAAGGAAGACAAAAAUACUUAAAUUUCUGUAAAAAGUAUCAUGUUAAUAACUUCUAUUAUAGUGUUUGAUAUAAUCUAUACAUUUGUACAGUCAUGUUAUGAAAUAUUACAAAACUCUAGAUGCUUAAAGAUUUUUUUGUCUAUCUUGAAAAGUUUUAAAUUAUUAAUAUACCCCCUCCCUCUUAUGUAUUUAGCAAUUCACAUAUUGAAUGCGUGUAUCUACUAUAGUAUUUUCAUAUAUAGAAUCACAAACAAUUGAGGAUUUCGGCGCUGCACUUCAUCUGAUGAGAUCCGACUUGGAACAUUUGCGCUCGGUGUUCAUUGCCGUCGAGAACGGCGACAUCGGUAUGUUGAAGAGUCUGGGCAUCAAAGAUUCCGAACUGGGUGACGUGAAGUUUUUCCUUGAGAAGCUAGUCAACACCGGUUUUCUAGAUUAAUAUAAUAUCAAACUAAUAAUAUCGGAUUUGUAUACAAUUCUCUAUAUAAUAUCCUCUGUAAUUUUCUAUUCCUAUACAUUAUUAUAUUAAUUAUCCAUCUACGAUUUAUAUUUACCAAAAAAAAAAAAUAAUAAUAAUUUUAAUUUCAUUCAACACACUUCCCUAUUUCUACAUAAUAUAAUACUGGAUCAUGAAUUUUUCUUCCCAGAAAUUUUAAUAUAAUAAUCUUCCCCAAUAAUACUGAUUAUAAUAAUUGUUUUCGGUCAAUUAAAAGGAACUUAUAUUAUUAUACUAUUUUAAUCUCGUAUAUUAUACUAAAUAAUUUUACAUAUCACAAUACAUAUCGUAACUAUAUUAAAAUAUAACGCAAACACUAUUUAUAAUACAUAUCAUCGUAUGACUUUAAACAUAUCUUUUUAUUAUUAUUAUUAUAUUAUAAUUAUAAUAAAUUAUAUUGAACAUUCAUUAUUAUUAUUAUUAUUUAUUAUCUAGUUUGUAAUACAUAAAAACAUUAUUCAUAUGUGUUAAAUCUUAAAUAUAUAAUAAAAUUAUUGAUUCGAAUAUACCUACCUAAUGGCUAAUAUUAAUUAAAUAACAUCGCAUGCCUAAUGAGCUAUUAUUAAACACGUCUUAUUUAUUUUCGUUUUCGGGGAUUUUUUUUGUUUAAUAUACCUAAUGCAAUUUUAUACCCCUUGCGUUCUGCUUGUGUAGUGAAUAUCAUAAUCAUUUUUCAGGCGUACCUGUUUAAGACAUUUUUCAUAUUAUAUUAAAUUUUAAUCUUCACCUUUAAGCAAUAUAUAAUAUUAUUAAAAUGUUUUAUGACCUAACACUACAAUAUUAUCAAUAUUUAAUAUUAUAAUAUUGACAAACAUUAUUAAGUAGUUACUACUCGUAUUAUAACAUAAAUUAUACGUGUUGUAAUACAAUGAUCAUUUCACAGUCUAUUAUAAUUAUUAUCGGUUUUUUACGUAGGUGUAUAAUAAAGUAUUAAAAUAAUAUAUCAGCUGUGUUUCUUUUUUUUUAUAGGUUCAUAAUAUGUUUAUGUUUAAUAUAUUAUAAUAAAUAUUAUCGUAUUUUUUAUUACCUAUUCAUUCAGACGCAUUUACUGAUUAAUUAUUACCUAUAAUAAUACUAUUAAGAAGCAAGCACACUGAAUCCGUUAACUAGAUGCCCAAGAAUUUUUAAUAGUCGAGUAUGUACCAAAUAAUAAUCAUGAAUAUAUUUUUAUAAUCUUCUUCUUUAUCCAAUUUGAUAACGGAAAUUGAAAAACCGGAUACAAAAAAAUCCAAUUUAUAUUAAAUAAAUCAAUCUUAUCCAUGUAACUUGGCUGAAUACAUUUCAUGAUUAAAUGACUAUAUAAAUACUCAUAAAGUAGUCAUAGUUGUUCUAUUUUUAAACCAAUUAGAGGGGAUAAUAAAACUUGCAUAAAUAAACUGCACCCUAUAAACUUGCAGGAGGCGUUAUUGCAUUUAAUUUAGUUUGAAUGUGUUAGGUUAAUACAAGAUUUUUUCUUUGUUUACACAUCAAAUCAGUCCUUUCCAUUCUGCCAACUAAAUUGCACGAGUUGAGUGCCCAUCUUCGUUCAAUUUUUCUAUAGACAAUAGGCAUGAUGAACCGAACUUGAUGUAAACGGAACUCUUAGAACUGAACGAUCACAGUGCGCUUGUUUCUUAAAUCGCUUUAUUAUAGGUACUCUAUAUAUCAACACCUAUAAAAUAAAUAUUAUAAUUUAAAUAACAAGUGCAGUUCUUCCCGUUUAUUUUCUAAUCCGAGGUCAGAUUUUUAAUGAAAAAUAUAAACCCAAAUAAAAUCCUUCAUAUAAAAUACUUCAUAUAGGUACGUAACUAGAAUUUUCAGGGGUUGGGUCUACCAAUAUUAUGAUUUUUUGGUGAGAAGCUUAAAUUUCGGGGCAGGAGGGGGUCUAGACCUCAUGUAUCCUCUCCCUGGUUACGUGUCUGAAUUCAUGCAGUGGCGUGUGCAAGAAUUUUUAAUUUGAGGGCAUAUAGAAAAUAAUAAUCAUGAAUAAAUCGUAGAAUUUUUUUCUCUACCUAAUUUGACUUAUGCAGGGAAUUCAAAAACCGGAUCCGAAAAAGUCAUCUUUCAAUCAGUAAAUCAAGGUUUCCUUCAUAACUUGAUUAAAAUAUAUACAUUUUUAAGAUUAAAUUACAAAUACUCAUAGUCAUUGUAUUUUAAAUCGAAUAGAAGGAGUAUAGCCCUCCUCUCCUAUCCCCUCCUCUCUACACACCACUGACUGCAUAUUCUUAAAAAAUCAAAAACUUGUCAUUCAUAGACUUCCGAAACACACUGUUCGAAAUAUAUUAAGGUAUACAAGUAUUUGUGUUAUUUUCUCAAUUUCAUUUCUUAAUCUUGUGUAGGAAUGCUCAUUCGGCACUUCAUUAAUUUCCAGUAGAACACCGAAAAAAACAGAGAUCAUGCAGCUUAUUAUAAUAGUAAUCAAUAUUUUUACUAAUAAUCUAUACUUUAAUAUACGUAUCAACAUUUUAACCGUAGGGACAUAACAUUAUUGUAUCGAGUGUGGUAAAAAGUAGAUGUAUUAUAAUAUAAUAUUUUUGAUCUAAAUUACAAUAACGACCGCAUAUUAUACUAACAUCAUAAUAUUAUUAACACGACACACACACAUUUUUCAUAAUAUUAUAUCUUAUUCAAAUUAUAAUAUUAUUAUAUAUUCAUAUUUUUUACCGUCUCGAUAUAUUUUAAAAUUAUAAUAUUGUUAUAAUAAUUAUUUAUUUUUCUUCUUUUUUCUAUAAUAUUGUACUAUUAUUAUUUACGGUUUAAAUCAUAUUUUAUUCUACUUAUAUAGAUAACUUAUACUAAUAUAUAUUAUUAUAUAUUUAUUAAUAUAUUAUCAAUUUUAUUGUUUAUAUAAUAUUAUCCGAUACGAAAAAAAAAUGAUAUUUAUAAUAUUAAAAC
Molecule: messenger RNA, 27573 nt
Organism: Cinara cedri
Lineage: Eukaryota; Metazoa; Arthropoda; Insecta; Hemiptera; Aphididae
Source: the annotation of a GenBank genome assembly